Molecule: messenger RNA, 3141 nt
Organism: Syngnathus acus (greater pipefish)
Lineage: Eukaryota; Metazoa; Chordata; Actinopteri; Syngnathiformes; Syngnathidae
Gene: atcaya
Product: ATCAY kinesin light chain interacting caytaxin a
Exons: 13
Coding region: 608-1720 (370 amino acids)
Biological process (GO): apoptotic process
Cellular component (GO): cytoplasm
Source: RefSeq, a predicted model, not a curated record
AGGGAUGCUGUUGCCAGGGAACACUGGCUACACCGAGAACCACUGACAACAGCCGCAGGAUUAUUCCAGGAAUCAUCAGUACUUCGUUUCCCCAAAUUGCAGCAGGAUUAAAAAAAAGAUUUUGAGGAAUCCAGAUAGGCAAUAAAAACCGGAUUAGGGAAAAAGGCACCUAUUGGGAGAAGUGAUGAUGAUGCUACAGCCGAUGCGCUCUGACUGAAGAAAUUCGGUGCGGCCAUCAGGGCUAAGAGACAGCCUGUCAGCUUGCUCUUCACGGCCAGUCUUUUCCCAACAAAGGUGGACAGAGGCGAAGGAAAGGAAACGAGGAGGGUGGGGGUUCCAGCACAGAGGUGCCCCCUGUCCUCAAGCACCUGCUGCUGGCUAGCGACUGACAUUGAGGACACUAUCUGUGUGUCUGUGCGUGAGUGUAUGUAUGCAUGUGAAGUAGGGGAGGAGAAGACAUAUGCAUUUGUGUCAGUUUGGAGGGUCAACACAAUUUCUUUGCUCCUGUGAGUGAGGAGAAGUAGGAGAAAUACGCACACAGAUAGACCAUCUGAAGAAUUUGAGGGAGAUCGCCAUCAUCUCAUGCCCCUGCUCUCCUCGCUGAGGGAUGGGCACCACAGAAGCGACUCUAAGAAUGGACAACAUGGAAGUGAAAGACGAAUGGCAAGAUGAAGACUUCCCUAGACUCUUACCCGAGUACGGAGACAUGGACUCCUCUUGUGGCCUCACAGACAACAGAACCUCUCCUCCCAACUCCUUGAAUGUGAGCCCACCUGGAGGUGGCGCUGGCGUGGCGUCCUCGCGUCGUACACGGCGUACCCUGGUUGCCCCGGAGAUGAAUCUGUCCUUGGAUAAAAGCGAGGGGUCUCUGCUGUCGGAUGACUUUCUGGACACGCCCGACGACCUGGACAUCAACGUGGACGACAUGGAUACGCCGGAUGAGACGGACUCGCUGGAGUUCAUCACCAAUGGCAAUGACCUGGAGUGGGAAGAUGACACUCCAGUGGCCUCGGCCAAAGCAGGUUCGACUGGUGGUACGGGAGACUUAGACGAGGAGGGAAACCCCAACAAUGGACGCCUGUGGAGGACGGUGAUCAUCGGAGAACAAGAGCACAGAAUCGACAUGCAGAUCAUCCGACCGUACCAAAAAGUCAUCACCCAUGGAGGUUAUUUUGGGGAGGGCCUGAAUGCUAUCAUCGUAUUCUCUGCAUGCUACCUGCCUGACAGCAGCAUCCCAGAAUACCAUUACAUCAUGGAGAACCUCUUCCUGUACGUGGUGAGCAGUCUGGAGAUGCUGGUAGCUGAAGACUACCUGAUCAUCUACAUGAACGGAGCCACACCCAGGAGUAAAAUGCCUGGAAUUAGCUGGCUCAAGAAAUGCUACCAGAUGAUUGACAGAAGGUUGAGGAAGAAUUUGAAGUCUCUGGUUAUUGCUCAUCCUACUUGGUUCAUACGCACUGUACUGGCAAUAUCCAGGCCCUUUAUCAGUGUGAAGUUCAUGAAUAAGAUCCAGUAUGUUCACAGCCUGGAUGAACUGGCCCUAAUGGUCCCUAUGGAGCACGUACAUGUCCCAGAAUGUGUUUUACAGUUUGACGAAGAGAGGAUUAAAGCCCGCAGAGAAAGAAUGGAACAAGAGCAAAAGCAGCAGGUGGAGCAAAAGGAACCGGUCAACAAAAAGUCAGAGAGGCCAAAGUCAAUGAUUGUAGAGCAAGGAUUAUAAAAAGGGAAGACUUCGCCGAUUAAAUAGUUUCUUUUGCGGCAGUGUGCCACUUGGAGCAUCAAUCUAUUCACGGAAGCCUCAAGGACGACACGCGCUUCUUUGUGGGCUCAUCAUUUUUUGAUCACGAUACAGCGGCAAGUGCAACAUCACUUUUUUUUUCUCUCUUUUGAUGAGAGGGUUCAUUCACGAAUUGAACAUUUGUGCAAAGGAGUUUGUUGUUCCAUGGACUUUACGCUUGCACUUUAAUGUAGGAACAAAUGAAGGAAUGUUUCUCAUCCCGAAGCUAUUUUCAAUGUAAAUACUGCACUAGAAUGUUUUUGAUUUUGCUCCAUGCUGUUAUAUCAUAAAGCCUUUUCAAGCUUUUUAGUUUGAAAAUUCUCAGUGUCCAUUAUGUACCGACAAGGUCGUUCUCUCUGAUCUCCAUCUAUACUUAAACCAUGUGCCUCUGUCUCUUGAGUUUAAAAUGCAGAAAUAUGAGAACUAUUUGCACAAGCUCAUAUCAAAUUACUGCAUUCCUAUUUUGUAAUUAUUUCCUCCUUUUUGGCUUCAAAUAACGACGUAGAAUGACACUCGGGCAAACCAAUUUUGUUUUGAAUAAUCUUGCUAAAAUAUAACCAGAUAUCACUGAAAAGCGAAUAAUCUUAAUUUGAAGACAUGAAUGAAUUAGUGAUUCCUUUCUUCUUUAUCGCAUGUUUAUCAUACAAUAAGAUUAAAUGUAAAAUAUAUGAUUAGUUUAGGUAUCACUUAGUUUUGCUGUAUUUUGCAUACUGUACAUUUUGCACUACUUUUCAAAGCUACGUACACGUUUUGCACGGUUUUAUUUUUCUAAACAAACUAAAAGGUCCUCUUGCUAGAGAUUCCAAGAGGAAUGCACAUACACAAAAAGUAGACUUCAUCAUUUUAUUUCAACCUGUUCAACAUAAUUGUAUUUUGUCAGAUCAACAUCGACUCUUUUUUCCCCUUUUUCAAACAUCUCAUUUUAUGUCGAGGCGUUGUUUUCUUUUUGCUCUCCGUCUCUCUUGUCUUCCAUUGAUGCGAUAGUUAUGCUAGCAGGACAUUAUUUUUCUAUGAAUGCCGCGUUAUUGCUUCAUCACUUUCAAACAUUUGGAAUUGUGACUCUUUUUUUUAUUUUGUUGAGUGCCUGAUCUUGAACUCAUUGAUAAAAAUAACAAAAUAUGACAAUUAGUCACAUAGACUUGUCAUAUGUAGCAAACCUCUGUGGCGUGUAGACAAACAUGAACUUUCCAAAAUGAUUUUCCUUUUGACCAUAAAAGCACAAUAUACAGACAGACACUGGCUAUUUUAUUUUAUUUUUUUUGUAUCUUGAUUGCAAUACGUGUUGUUUUUUGUUGUUCAUAGUUGAAUAAAUACGUACGUCUGCUUUGUGAAUAGAACUGAAUAAAUAGUCCCUCCCUAAAAUC